Molecule: messenger RNA, 408 nt
Organism: Aspergillus luchuensis
Lineage: Eukaryota; Fungi; Ascomycota; Eurotiomycetes; Eurotiales; Aspergillaceae
Product: EthD domain-containing protein
Exons: 3
Coding region: 1-408 (135 amino acids)
Molecular function (GO): oxidoreductase activity
Source: RefSeq, a predicted model, not a curated record
AUGACAAUAACCAAGCAUCUAAUUCGCUUCGACACGUAUGUGAAGCGGCAUCCGUCCCUCACCGCAGAAGAGUUUCAUCACACCUGGAGUGCUAGUCACGCUCAGUUGUUGAAGAAUUGGUUGGCACGCCAUGGCGUAUAUCGCUAUACCCUUUUCCACACCCCACCAGCCAUGGCCCAGCAGUACCUGGGCCAGGGGCCCGCCGACAGCGAUCAGGUAGUGGCAUCCUUUGAUGGGCACGCGGAGAUUGUCUUAGAAAAUUGGGAAAUCCUGAGCCGCCUGCGUGCAGAUCCCUACUAUCAAGAGGUGGUGGAGCCGAGCGAGGCUAAAUUGAUCGAUAAGGCGUCUGUUGUGAGAAGGGUGGGAUAUGAGGAGGUCUGGGUGUCAGAUGGCAAGGCUGCCGACUAG